AUGAUAGGUAUCCUGGAGAUCGGGAGGGCAGACUUGUGGACAACGGCAGGAUCUGGAAAGAGUGUCCAUCGUGAUACUGAUAGAGUGGCCAUCGAUGGUAGUCCGCAGCUCUGCCAGGUUACUCGAGGCAGCAAAAGUUAUACAGGAAUUCUGGGUAUGCCCAGAAUGACUGCUUAUUUUGGUUUUUAUGAGAUUUGUACUCCUAAGAAAGGAGAAUAUGUGUUCGUCUCUGCAGCAUCUGGUGCAGUUGGUCAGUUCGUUGGGCAGUUUGCAAAGUUGAUGGGGUGCCAUGUUGUUGGAAGUGCCGGAAGUAAAGAAAAUAUGAGUCUUGUUGAUCUGUUGAAGAACAAGUUUGGUUUCGAUGAUGCAUUCAAUUACAAAGAAAAGCAUAACUUGGAUGCAGCUUUGAAAAGGUACUGUCCUGAAGGCAUUGACAUUUACUUUGAGAAUGUUAGGGGAAAGAUGCUGGACGCAGUGCUCCUCAAUAUGAGGGACCGUAGUAGGAUUGCUAGCUGCAGAAUGGUCUCAAAAUACCAAAUAAACAAUUUAGCAAUCUACCCAAAGCAGAAAAGUAAAAUACAAUGUUGUUCAAAGGCAAAAACACGAAAUUUCAUCUCUGUCCUCUUCUCUUCUUGGAUACACUGCUUGACCUAA
Messenger RNA from Cornus florida, 654 nucleotides. Its product is annotated as NADP-dependent alkenal double bond reductase P2-like. NCBI's taxonomy places the organism in Eukaryota, Viridiplantae, Streptophyta, Magnoliopsida, Cornales, Cornaceae. The record is from RefSeq and is a predicted model, not a curated record. The transcript is spliced from 5 exons. The coding region runs from base 1 to 654 and encodes 217 amino acids. Gene Ontology annotation, molecular function: 2-alkenal reductase [NAD(P)H] activity.